Molecule: messenger RNA, 895 nt
Organism: Dromaius novaehollandiae (emu)
Lineage: Eukaryota; Metazoa; Chordata; Aves; Casuariiformes; Dromaiidae
Gene: NAA10
Product: N-alpha-acetyltransferase 10, NatA catalytic subunit
Exons: 8
Coding region: 126-821 (231 amino acids)
Biological process (GO): N-terminal protein amino acid acetylation
Cellular component (GO): NatA complex
Molecular function (GO): protein-N-terminal-glutamate acetyltransferase activity; protein N-terminal-serine acetyltransferase activity
Source: RefSeq, a predicted model, not a curated record
CGAGCCUUCGAUUGGCUAAGCACUCCGGGAGGGGGCGGGGCCGAAGCGCGGGCGGGCCUUCCGCCGGAAGCCGCCUGUGCGGAGAGCGAGGCCAAGCCGGGCGUGAGGCGUUGGAGUCGGGAGCUAUGAACAUCCGGAACGCGCGGCCCGAGGACCUGAUGAACAUGCAGCACUGUAACCUGCUGUGCCUGCCCGAGAACUACCAGAUGAAGUACUACUUCUACCACGGGCUCUCCUGGCCCCAGCUCUCCUACAUCGCUGAGGAUGAGAACGGGAAGAUCGUGGGCUACGUCCUGGCCAAGAUGGAAGAGGACCCGGACGACGUCCCCCACGGGCACAUCACGUCCCUGGCGGUGAAGCGCUCCCACCGGCGCCUGGGGCUGGCGCAGAAGCUCAUGGACCAGGCAUCGCGCGCCAUGAUCGAGAAUUUCAACGCCAAGUACGUCUCACUGCACGUGCGGAAGAGUAACCGGGCGGCUCUGCACCUCUACUCCAACACACUCAACUUCCAGAUCAGUGAGGUGGAGCCCAAGUACUACGCGGAUGGGGAAGAUGCCUAUGCCAUGAAGCGGGACCUCACCCAGAUGGCGGACGAGCUGCGGAAACAGGUGGAGCAGAAGGAACGGGGCCGCCCAGCAGGGCCAGGGCCCGGGGAGCCCCCUCGGGGCGAGGGCUGUGGGCCCGGGGGGGUCCCCCUGGCGGCAGUGCCGCCCCCCCCUGAAGACAGUGGGGCUGACAGCAAGGACGUGAGCGAGGUGAGCGAGGCCACCGAAAGCACCGACGUCAAGGACAGCUCUGAGGCCUCCGACUCCGCUGCCUAGGGGGGGCCCCAAGGGGGGGUGUGGGGCCCCCCUGCCCCCCCGCCAUGGCAGGGGCAAUAAACCCCUCCCCGCUC